Paecilomyces variotii is the source of this 1398-nucleotide messenger RNA. RefSeq lists its product as hypothetical. NCBI's taxonomy places the organism in Eukaryota, Fungi, Ascomycota, Eurotiomycetes, Eurotiales, Thermoascaceae. The record is from RefSeq and is a predicted model, not a curated record. Bases 1 to 1398 code for a protein of 465 amino acids. The transcript has a single exon.
AUGGCUACAAGAUCACGUCCCCAUUCUCCCUAUCAUGACCGUGCCAGGACUGGAACAGAAUCACUACCUAAUUUGAAUUCUCCUCGCCUGACCUCCAUCUCUGAUGCUCCAGACACCCUACCAAGACACUUGGAGUAUCCUUCUGGCUGGCUGUCGAGCAGAUUCGGCAGCGAUCCCCUUCCACCUAUCCGACCAGCAGCUGUACCUGCAAGCGUGCAACAUCCCGCUUGCACGCAUUGUACUAUGACGCGCAAAUUCGACGAUGACAGCAACGAGACCUGCGACAUAUGCCACCGCAAGUCCGCCUUCGGGUGGCUCUACGUUUGUACAGAGGACCACGAUGGUUUCAUCCCGGCAGAUAACGAAUACUCGUCUACUCUAUGCCGCGAGAGUUGUGAUUCCGAUACGGCAGGUGAGAUAUCUCUCAGUCCCUGGAUAAAGAAGGCCAUCGAGCACGGCCAGUAUACAACAGACCAAAUCGAGAUCCUGAAGCUGCAGAGAGCCAAAGUCGAAGAGGCUGUCUCAAUUGCCAGGAAUCCCACCCCUACUUCCUCAGUCACCCAUAUUUCUGAAUCAUCCUACAUAGAAGACACAGACGAUGAAGCGUGGACUGAGACUGUAGAAGAUACCAGCCAACCCGAUACCGAAUCAGAGCCAGAAGAUAGCAUGCCCGGUAUCUCUGGCCCGCAGGUUGAUCACAUCAGACCACGAGCACAUCCUGUCUGUCGACUUAUGUGCUGCCACGCUUGUCGUCCAGCCUGCCGUGACCGUUCAUGGGCGAGUCUCAAUGCUGUUUGCAAUGAAACACACGUGAAGCCGCCUCCGCCAUGGGACGUCUCGAACAGACGAGUCUCAAAUACCAAUGUCGUGCGGCACUUAGGUCUCGAUAAAGCAGAGAGCAAUGGUCCACUGCCGUCGGACGGAUCACCUAGAUCCAAUGAAUCGUUGAAACAGAAUAAUUCUCAUGGUCGCGGAGCCACGAAUACAGAACACACCAACGAGAAAUUGCUAGCUGUUACGCCGUCUGCACGCGGCAAAUUCGAGAAAAUUAGACGAUCAACAGAGAAGAAAGCGAGCCGCCAAGGUGGAAGGUCGCAGAUCCAGUCGACAGAUCCAGUUGCUCCGGGAUCAGCCAGACGAGGGAUCGACCUUAUCAGAAAGAACAGACCUCUAAGGUCAACCUCAGAUCAACAGCCCACUGCUUCCGGAGGGGAGCCUACGGAUAUAGGACAUAAUGCUGAGUUACAGACUGGACCAACCUCCAGCAAAAGCCGCCGUCCCAGUCUCGACUCUGAAUCCGACAGCGAAGUCGAUGUGCCCGGCGGAGUCGCGUUGACGGAGGAAGGAGUAACUACCGAAAAGGCAGAUUUGGUCACGGAUAAGGAGCUAGACGUUUAG